AUGUUUGAAUCUGAAGAUUACAGGUUGACUUUGGAUAGUUUGUUUUUUGAAAGACCAGUUGUUCAGAAAGUCACUCCCUUAUGUAAUGAUCAAGGAAGUUGGCAGCUUACCCCUGCACCAUUAAUUUCUGAAAUACCAGCUUCUCAGGACUUGCAGAAUGAGAUAAAAUCUCUCUGGUCUUCAGAUUCUACCGAGAGACCAAAAAGAUUCAUCCCUCCAUUGAAAAAAACAACAGAAAGAGAGAAUUCCUUUCAAGAAAAAUGUAAUCUUCAGAAUGAUGAAAUAUAUGAAAUUGGUUUAGAAGCUGCCAGCAAUAAUUGCCAACAUUGUUCAGACACUCAGUUGCAGCAGGAUUCAGCACAGUUGUUGGAUUUGAGAACUUUACAUUCCAGUUCUAGAAACCAUGGAGCAAACGAUCAGUUUAGAAAAAGCUUGUUUAAAACUCCACAACCAAAGAUUCUGAGGAGUUUCGACAACACAUUAUCAGGUUUAGAAACUAACGAGCAGAGAGACUGUUCUAAUGUCACGUUGUCUAAGUUUAUAGAGGAUGAAUUUGUGAAAACCUUUGAGAACAUUCAGAGCCCCUUGCAUGGCUCGGGUCUUGAAUUGUUCAGCACAUGUGAUUCUGCCACUGCAAAAUACCGACAAACCACAAAAACAGCUCAUGUCCUUCCUUUAACACCACAACCACUUAACGUACAAGGUGUAUCAAGCAAGGGUUCAGGAGUUCUGAGGCCAGUUACUGAAAUUCCUGCACAAUUCCGAUCUGUUUUUAAGGAGUUUCCAUAUUUCAAUUAUAUUCAGUCUAGAGCUCUAGAUGAACUUCUUUACACCAGUAGAAAUUUUGUCAUUUGUGCUCCAACUGGUUCUGGAAAAACUGUUCUCUUUGAACUCGCCAUUAUUCGUUUGCUUAUGGAAGUUCCACCACCAUGGUCCAACAUUAAGGCUGUAUACAUGGCUCCAAUUAAGGCCCUGUGCAGUCAACGCUAUGAUGAUUGGAAACCAAAAUUUGGGCCUUUAGGGUUGAAUUGCAAAGAGCUGACAGGAGAUACAGAAAUGGAUGACUUCUUUGAGAUUCAAGAUGCUCAGCUUAUCAUGACUACACCAGAAAAAUGGGACAGCAUGACAAGGAAGUGGAGAGAUAAUUGUUUGGUCCAGUUGGUUCGACUGUUUCUUAUUGACGAGGUUCAUGUUGUAAAAGAUCCAACACGUGGAGCAACUCUCGAGGUUGUGGUCAGUAGGAUGAAAACCAUGCAUUCCUCCCUGUCAUGUGGGUCAGAUAGUCCUGACUCUAAAGUCUCUAUGAGAUUUGUGGCUGUUUCUGCAACAAUUCCAAAUAUAACGGAUAUUUCAGAUUGGCUGUCAGAUGGUACUGAGCCAGCUACAUGUUUGGAAAUGGAUGAAACUCAUAGGCCGGUGAAACUUCGCAAAGUAGUUCUUGGAUUUCCCUGCUCUGGAAACCAAACCGAGUUCAAGUUUGACUUGUUUCUUAAUUACAGAAUGGCAAGCAUCAUUCAAACAUAUUCCGAUCAAAAACCAACACUUGUGUUUUGUGCGACAAGAAAGGGAGUGCAACAAUCUGGAACUGUUCUUGCAAAAGAUGCCAAGUUUAUUAUGAGCAUUGAACAUAAACAAAGGUUACAAAAGUGUGCCAACUCCUUGCACGACUCAAAACUGAGAGAUUUAGUGAUGUGUGGAGUUGGAUUCCACCAUGCUGGUAUGGACAUAUCUGACAGAAAAAAAAUUGAAGGUGUUUUUACCCUUGGAGACUUACCAGUGCUUUUUACAACAAGCACCUUAGCUAUGGGUGUGAAUCUGCCAGCUCACUUGGUGGUUAUCAAAUCAACAAUGCAUUACGCUGGAGGAAUGUUUCAAGAGUACAGUGAAACUGACAUACUGCAAAUGAUUGGAAGAGCGGGCAGGCCCCAGUUUGAUACCACAGCUACGGCAGUAAUAAUGACCAGGUUCCAGACAAAAGAGAAAUAUACACAUCUUGUUAGUGGUGCUGACACAAUAGAAAGCAGCCUACACAAACACCUUGUUGAACAUUUAAAUGCAGAGAUAGUCUUGCACACAAUCUCCGAUGUUAAAGUUGCUCUGGACUGGAUAAGAUCCACGUUUCUUUACAUAAGAGCUCUGAAAAAUCCAAGCCAUUAUGGUUUUCCACCUGGGCUGGACAGAGCAGGAAUUGAAGCCAAAUUACAAGAACUUUGUCUCAAGAAUCUGUAUGCUUUAUCUUCGAUUGGCUUGAUAACAAUGGAUGAGGAUAUCAAUUUUAAGCCAACAGAGACUGGAAAGCUAAUGGCACGCUAUUGCAUUGCAUAUGAUACAAUGAAACAAUUCACCCUUGUUCCUGGAACCGGGACAUUGUCAGACCUGCUCACACUGAUUUCUAAAAGCAAAGAAUUUUCAGAUGUCCAGCUGAGGGUAAACGAGAAGAGAACAUUGAACACCUUAAACAAAGACAAAAAUAGGGUAACCAUCAGGUUUCCUGUUGAUGGGAAAAUAAAAAACAAUGAAAUGAAAGUGAACUGCUUAAUACAGGCACAGCUAGGCUGCAUGGCAGUUCAAGAUUUUGGUUUGACACAAGAUACAGGAAGAAUAUUCAGAAAUGGAACUAGACUAACAAAAUGUUUGUCUGAAUUUUUUGUCCAGCAUGCAAAGAAGAACUUUUCAGCUCUGCUCAACUCAUUGAUUCUGGCAAAAUGUUUUAGGUCCAGACUUUGGGAAAACUCUCCAUUUGUAUCAAAGCAACUUGAGAAAAUCGGUGUAACACUAUCAACCGCAAUGGUAAAUGCAGGGAUUACAACAUUCCAAAAGAUUGAAGAAACUCAUGCACGGGAACUGGAGAUGAUUGUGAACAGACACCCUCCUUUUGGAAACCAAAUAAGAGAAGCUGUCAUACACCUUCCAAAGUAUGAAGUCAGUGUAGAACAGAUUGCAAGGUACAACGCAUCAAUAGCAGAGAUCAUUGUAACAGUCAAUUUAACAAAUUACGAGCAGCUUAGGAUAAAGAGAACCGCACCAGACAAUCAUUACGUUACCUUGCUUAUAGGAGAUUGUGAUAAUGAAGUGGUUUUUCAGCAAAAACUCACUGAUUCACUUCUACUGAAAUCUGGGAGCUGGUCUAAGAAAAUUGAAGUCACAAGAGCACUCAAAGGUGAAGAACUGAGUGUGAAUCUUAUUAGUUCAGAAUAUGUUGGAUUUGACAUUCAGCAGAAGUACAGUGCCUUUUACUCUGGGCCAAAGAGAUUUGGAACUCAUGCCAACAUGUGGGAGAAGCCACAAUCUGAACAUUUACAGGUCACAGCACAGAGUGCUGAAAUAUCUGUGGUUCGUGCACCUAGUAAGUUUGGAGCAGAAAUAACCUGCCCUGAUCCUGGAAAGAGACAAUGCAACCAUUACUGUAAAAACAAAGAGCAAUGUGGGCAUGAGUGCUGUAAAGUUGGAGUGCCAGUACUACACAAAAGUGUUACGCAGCCACAGUCCAACUUUUCUUCAUACCUAAGAGAUCUUAAAAGUAGAAAUGAAACAUUAGCAGUGACACCUGUGAAACGUUUAAAGAUGAAAAUGUCAGAGGAUGUUGAUGCUGUGGACCUUCAACAGUUUUCAUAUACACGGAAAACUCCCUUGUCUUCUGUAGCAAGGCGUGAAAGCCUGCCAACUGGUCUACCAACCCAAGCAGACAAAUGGGAGGCCUUAGAUGAUUUUUCAACACCACAGCAGCUGGGAAAUAUAGACUAUUAUGGUGAAGAUAAUGAGAACCAAUCUUGUAGUUACCCCAAUUGGAAUGUCAUGGAAUAUGAAGAUCAACUUCUUGUUCCAACCACUGCAGCUUCAAAGAGUAAAAGUAAUGACAGAGGCCAUUGCUGCAUUGAUUAUCAUAAUUUGAAUAUUACGGUACCUGAAGAUCAGUUGCCUGCACUAGACACUGCAAAAUCAGAAAAAUUUUCAGUGUGGAACAAAUCCGUAAAUGGAAACCUAAGGAAUCCUAUCCCGGACACUCAAAACAAAGCUGCAAUUAAUUUUGUCAAGCAAAGUAUGAGUGAUGCUGAUGAAAGUGGGGACUUUUCAUCAGACACUUUAAAUGUGACGUUUGAUCUAGGAGUAGAUGAUUGGGAUAAUUUUGAUGAUGAAAAUUUGGUGCAUGCAAGCAAUAUUGCAAUUGCAGAAAUACCAAAACCAAAGCCAGAGAGGCCAGAAGGGUUUUCAUCAGCAUUAUUCUCAAAGGUUGCUCAGGCCAAACCAGCAUUGGAAGAAUUUCACAGAUGUGGAACCCACAGGACGACCUCUAAAGACAGUAGUGUGGUACAAACGUCAUACAAUUCCGCUGUCAGUUAUUUGCCACCAGACUUCAGGAGAUUCUCAAAUGAAACAACUAAAUGUUACACUGAAAUGUAUGGAAACAAACCAGCAUCUUCAUACUCCAGAGCAAAUGAAACAAAACUAUCUACAUCAAAUGGGAUGUUUGAUUUCUUUACAAAGCAGAGUAAUGUGAAGAGUGCUUUGGAAGUCACUGGCAGACAUGAAGAGGAAGACGAAUCAAAUGAUGUGAAUGCAUUCCUCGGAAUAUUUAAUGGAAUAUUUUAACAUGUUUGACUUUUUUUAAAUUGAAUUGUUUGAAACUGCACAGUUGCCAACAUUGUUCAAAAUAGUAUUUCAUAUUUGGAUUUUAACAAAAACAUUUUAAUUCUACACUACAAUUAAACUGCGUAUUCAA
This is a messenger RNA of Polyodon spathula (Mississippi paddlefish), 4720 nucleotides long. RefSeq names its product helicase for meiosis 1 (gene hfm1). The coding region runs from base 1 to 4590 and encodes 1529 amino acids. Gene Ontology annotation, molecular function: ATP binding; nucleic acid binding. Lineage: Eukaryota; Metazoa; Chordata; Actinopteri; Acipenseriformes; Polyodontidae. The transcript has 40 exons. The record is from RefSeq and is a predicted model, not a curated record.